UUCUUCUCAUUUUUUAAGUUACAAAGAGACGUAGACAGCACGGACACUACCUCUGCUUUCUAGUGUAAAUACAAAACCAACUUGACAGACGCUUGAAAUCUACUCUCAUAGCUAUAUAAGAACACAUUACGAAGGACACAAUAUAAAACACUCAUCCAAGAAACUCCUUACUUCACCUGUGUUGGGUAACUUCUACCAUGGAAACAGCCCAGCAACCUCAUAUAGCUCUCUUUCCCAGCGCCGGCAUGGGCCACCUCACCCCCUUCCUCCGCCUUGCCGCCAUGCUAUCUUCGCGCCAAUGCACCGUCACCCUCAUCACCACCCAACCCGUCGUCUCUGCCGCCGAGUCCAAACACAUUUCUCACUUCCUGUCCACCCACCCACAGAUCAAGCACCUCCAAUUCCAUCUCCUGCCCUUCCAUGAGUCUGAUCGCACCACUGAUGAUCCAUUCUUCCUCCAGUUUGAGGCCGUUAGGCGCUCCGUCCACCUUCUCCAUCCACUGUUAUUGGAUUCAUCACCUCCUCUCUCUGCAAUCGUUUCUGACUUCGUGGUGGCUGCCAACGUCGGCAAAGUUUCCAUGGAUCUCCGCAUUCCAAACUACAUCGUCUCCACCUCCUCUGCAAAUUUUUUUGCCCUAAUUGCGAGUCUCCCUCUCCUCGCAUAUGAAGGCAACGCUAAAUUAAGCAUCGGAUGCGGCAAUGUCACGAUUGCAGGGUUGGGACUCCUGCCCGAAUCAAGCAUUCCUCCGCCGUUCUUCAAUCCGAAUCACCUGUUUACCAGAAUUAUUGUUUCAAAUUCUCAGUAUCUUCCAGAAGCUAAAGGCAUUCUUUUGAACAACUUCCAGUGGUUUGAAGCAGAAACACUCUCAGCCCUUAACAAUGGCAGUGUCUUACGCAACCUCCCUCCGGUUCUCCCCAUUGGCCCAUUACGACCCUACGAGCAAGAAAGAGACCAAGAGCUUCCAUGGAUAGACGAGCAACCAGCACAAUCGGUAGUGUAUAUAAGCUUUGGGAGUAGAACUGCCAUGUCAAAGGAGCAAAUAAAAGAACUAGGAGACGGGUUGGAGAGAAGCAAUUGCAGAUUCUUGUGGGUUCUUAAGACCAGUAAAGUUGAUACAGAUGACAAGGAAGAAAUAACAGAGUUGCUAGGAAGCUCGUUUUUGGAGAGAACCAAGAACAAAGGGGUUGUGGUUCAGGGGUGGGUGAACCAGGAGGAAGUUUUGGCACACCCUGCCAUUGGAGGGUUUGUGAAUCACUGCGGCUGGAACUCAGUGACGGAGGCUGCUUUGCGAGGGAUGCCGAUGCUGGCUUGGCCGCAGCAUGGGGAUCAGAGGGUGAAUGCCGAGGUGGUGGCAAAGGCAGGCUUGGGCAUAUGGGUGAAGGAUUGGGGUUGGGGUGUUGGGAGGUUGGUAGAGGGAGAAGAGAUUGGGAAGAGAAUUGGAGAGCUGAUGAGGGAUGAAGAGUUGAGGGCAAGGGCUGGGAAGGUUGGCGAAGAGGCUAGGAAGGCUUGGGGCUUUGGUGGAAGCUCAGAGAAAGCAUUGAUGGAAAUUGUUGAAGGGUUGAAAUGAUAAGGUCUUAACACUAUAGUGUAUUUGCCACAUUACUCUGAUCAUUUUCUCUCUUGUUUCAUGUGAUUUCACUAACAAAGUGGCUGAUGCAAAGUGUUAUCCAUCUCCAUUUGCUCCA
Messenger RNA from Malania oleifera, 1686 nucleotides. RefSeq names its product UDP-glycosyltransferase 708G1-like. The transcript has a single exon. Gene Ontology annotation, molecular function: UDP-glycosyltransferase activity. NCBI's taxonomy places the organism in Eukaryota, Viridiplantae, Streptophyta, Magnoliopsida, Santalales, Ximeniaceae. The record is from RefSeq and is a predicted model, not a curated record. Bases 198 to 1568 code for a protein of 456 amino acids.